Molecule: messenger RNA, 1968 nt
Organism: Fusarium vanettenii 77-13-4
Lineage: Eukaryota; Fungi; Ascomycota; Sordariomycetes; Hypocreales; Nectriaceae
Exons: 7
Coding region: 1-1968 (655 amino acids)
Source: RefSeq, a predicted model, not a curated record
AUGUACCUCAAUUCUAGACAGGAGCCCCAAACCCAAAGAAACGAGAUUAGAAAUAGAAGACUCUUACCGGCAAUCCCCGACGGCAAGGCGGAUAAUCGACCUCCUCGAGCGAAACUACGGAUUAAAGCUAGAGGAUGUGGGACUCGCUGGCGUACAAGCAGGUCCCGAUGGAAUACAACCCUAAGCCCAUCCUCCGCAACCGGCCCAGCAUCCGGCCCAAUAACCGGCUCAGCACCCAGUCCCGCAGCACUAGAUGCCAGAACUAACGAGCAGAAUCCAAUAUUCGGCACCAGCACCGUCGAUACCACUAUAAACACACUCUCAGGCGCAGCAUCCGACCCUCCACGCGACGCAUCUAACCCAGCCGCCAUACGCCCCCUAUCCCGCUAUAGCCUCGACUCCACCAUAUUAGGAGCCUCACCGAGGAAAUCAACUCCCCCUACGACCGAGUGGGGCAAGAUAGCCACGGAUAACGGAACCACCAAUGGAGCCAUUCACGUUAUCUACCGCAAGGACGUGGAAAGCGACCGACCGCUACGAGAUUUCUCCGCAAGAAUCUUCGACGUAUCUAGAGUGGUGGGAAAGGCCAUAGACCUCGAGCUGCUCACCCGCUUUUACGCCAAAUUACACCCGGAGCUACGGCAACUCUGCAGGGCACCGGUGGAAUCCGACGAACGAUCUAAAUACGUCAAUAUGGUGGAUAGCAAGAGGAAGACCUUGCGCGAAAAGUUGAAAGCGGCACGGACGAUGAAGGAUCCGAACCCGAGGAUUCGGCACUAUGGGGCAAUGACCGCCCAUGGAACAGAGGCUAUAGGGACCGAAACCGCCCUCCUCGUAGCUGGAGACCGAGAGAAAUCGGCGAUAACACCUACGAUGAUCGACUCCGACCCCAAAGGCCAGAUAACCCGAACCGAUAAGGAAGAGGACUCCCUGAGCGAGGAAGGAGCUAGCGAAAGCGAUGAGAGCACCGCCUACUACGCCGAAAUCAUAGAAAGAGAGGAGGAUUCUUACCUCGUAACAGAGGCAAAAGAAAGGCGUCAUAUCAAUUUCGCCAUUAACGACGGCCAAGUCAUCGAAGCAAUAAGAAGACCCGACUUCAGUAACCAGUUAGGCGGAAAAGCUUUAACGCAUCUCCGGAUCCUCCUCACCUUCGAAGGAACAAAAGAAGCCAAGACCUACCAAAAGAACCAAGAGCCGAAAACCCUUAGCGGCAUAGGGAGAGUUACAAAUAUCACUAAAUCCGCUACCUUCGACUUCUACCUUCCCGGAACCGUACGAGGAAAAGAGGUCAAGGCCCACUUCACCGUUACCGCCGAUAUCGUCGACCAACUCACGCCCCAUUUGCUACUAGGGAUAGGCUUCCUAUACGAGCACGGAGCCAAAGUCGAUUUCGUCUACCCUAGCGUCUCUUUUAGAUCGGCGCAUAGCAUAAUCAUCCGAGGGGAGAUCUUCAAAAAGAGAAUCUCGCCGCUUAACCGAGUGGUAAAGAGCGCCUACAUAGUCACGGUGAAGAAAGGCGAAACCGCUUUCAUCCCGGUCACUUAUAAGAACCUGCCGGCGACAUACGGAUCAGAUAGGAGUGAGGAGGCUUUCCACUUCCAAGGGAAGGAUAAACGCUUUUUCAAUAGCAUAAUCGACAGAAGCACCCCGAGGAUAGUCAUCUUCCACAACACCGACGGAAAAGACAUUCAGAUCCAUCGGAGGCAACUCAUAGGUCAUAUUAGUAACUACGAAGGCAACGAAACUGCGAACUUUAUCGCUAGUGGGUCCGGAACGGUGGAUUUCCUAGGCAUAAUCGGCAAGGAUUUCAGACCAGGGGAGGAAGUCGAGAACGUACUCGCAACCGGCACGCUACCGAUAAUAACGACCGAAUUAGAAGAGACAAUCGACAAAGACGACCCAAUCCGUAUCGAUGCCGGACUACCUAAUUACGGGAUCAGCCGCCCUAAAGGCAUUCCCUCGGUAUAG